GUGAAACAGUUUUACGCAAUAUUAGGUGUAAAACGUGUUUUAAUUGUUUGACGAAAACAAAUUGUAUGAAAGCAUUGAUAAUACAGUUAUGGAGUAUUUAGAGCCCACCGGAAGUGAUGGCGAGACCACUGCCAGAAUACUUUGCUGUCAAUGCGGAUCAGCCAUCUCUCCCAAUCCGUCCAAUAUGUGUGUGGCGUGUCUUCGCACUCAUGUGGACAUCACUGAAGGGAUUCCCAAACAAGUGAUCAUCUAUUUCUGCAAACGAUGCGAACGAUAUCAACAACAAAUGGGACAAUGGAUUGGAGCGGAACUGGAAUCGUCUCAAUUGAUGUCUUUCUGUCUCAAGAAAUUGAAAUCUUUGAAUAAAGUGAAUUUAGUGGACGCGACGUUUGUGUGGACUGAACCGCAUUCAAAGCGCAUUAAGAUUAAGCUUACGGUCCAGAAGGAAGUGAUGGGCGGAACUAUUCUUCAGCAGACAUUUGUGGUGGAGUUCGUAGUGAACGGACACAUGUGUGAGGACUGUCACCGACAGGAGGCCAAAGACUUCUGGAAGGCUGUGGUUCAGGUGAGACAGAAGACGGACCACAAGAAGACGUUCUUCUAUUUGGAACAACUGCUGAUCAAACAUAAGGCUCACGACAAGGCGGUGAACGUGAAGGCCAUUGACGGAGGGAUUGACUUCUUUUUCAAUCGCAAAGAUGACGCCAAGAAAUUGGUUGACUUCUUGAUGUCUGUCAUCCCCUGUCGUUACAUCACUUCACAGCAACUCAUAUCACACGACACUCACAACAAUACCUAUAACUAUAAGUAUACGUUUGCCGUCGAAAUUGUCCCCAUUUGUAAGGACGAUGUGGUCUGUCUUCCUCUGCAAACCGCCCAAAGCAUUGGUAAUAUCGGACAGAUUUGUAUUGUUAUUCGAGUGACAAAUCAGGUCUAUUUGAUUGAUCCCUUCACUCUAAGAACAUUUGAAUUGACGGCAAACAACUAUUUCCGUCACCCUUUCCGACCGAUCUGUAGCUGUAAACAAAUGACUGAAUUCAUUGUUAUGGACAUCGAUCUGAUCCGUGAAGACACUAAAGUGCAAAUCGGUCGACAUUCGGACAAACAUUUGUUGGCCGACAUAUGGAUAGUGAGGUCGAGUGAGAUCGGCAGCGAUAACCAGAAGCACAGCCGAACACAUUUGGGACAUCUCCUCAAACCGGGCGAUAUGUGUCUCGGGUUUGACAUAAACGGCGCUAACAUUAAUGAACCCAAUUUCGACAAAUACGAGAGAAGCCAUUCCGAUAAGAUUCCGGAUGUGGUAAUCGUUAAGAAGUUCUUCGGAGACAAAGUGACCAGAAAUAGACGACGCGAAUGGAAACUGAGACGCAUUGAACUCGACAAGGCUUCCGACGGCAGUUCAGCCAACAGGGAGUACAUGGACUUCAUGGAAGACCUCGAAGAAGACCCAAUGCUUCGCCAGAAUGUCAACAUUUACGCCGACAAAGAGAGGAUGGAGUCGGCAAUGGCUGUGGAUUUGGACGAACUCGAAGCGGAUGCGCCCAAAAUAACACUUCAAGAAAUGCUUGAGGACUUAGUUAUCGAUUAAACCAUACAUUACUUUACUUUUUAUAAAAACUUAAAUUACAAUCAAUUUAUUAUUAAUAAAAUGACACUAAAUAUCAAAUGA
Messenger RNA from Medioppia subpectinata, 1669 nucleotides. The record is from the annotation of a GenBank genome assembly. Lineage: Eukaryota; Metazoa; Arthropoda; Arachnida; Sarcoptiformes; Oppiidae.